Dermacentor andersoni is the source of this 816-nucleotide messenger RNA. Lineage: Eukaryota; Metazoa; Arthropoda; Arachnida; Ixodida; Ixodidae. The record is from RefSeq and is a predicted model, not a curated record.
CGCACAACGGAUUAAUAAGACGCUAAAAAUAAAUCAAAUAAUAUCGAGCCAUAAAGAAAGAAAUAGCGUGAUAUUGAAUAGGCAUGCGCGUACCAUGGCGACGAUAUCCGAGCUUUGAGUUCCCGUGUUUCCUUGAACAAGUCACCCACCUAUCGGAUGGUAAAGGGACGACACUUGUUUUUUUUUUUUACCCUUGGCGUACGGCGCGCAGCGAGGCCGACGGCAAGCGGUGUUGUGCCUGGUGACCGCGAAGCAGUCGUCAGCUGGAGUCAACCGACAACGUCGAGCAGGGACGCCAUCCUACACCGGGUUCAUUACAAGCCCAUGGCGAGCCUUCUGAAGAACUGCGCGAUCGAGGAAACCGAAGAGAUUGCGGUGGCUACUCAGCCCGGACAGAGCAGCGUGACGCUGAGGAGACUGCGCCCGUACACUGUGUACAGAGUCACUGUGGUCGCCAUCGGCGCCACAACAGUGCCGCUACUGGACACCACUUUUCACACUAAGGAUGCAGCUCCAGAUGGCCCGCCCAGAGAUCUGCGACACUCGACGUCAGCGGCAUUGCUCGAACUGCUCACCUGGUCAGAGGUUGCGUGUGACCUGGCCAACGGCGAGAUACGCAGUUACCACUUGCACUUGCGCAGCCCCGACCCCUGGGAGUCGGAAACGCACGAGCACAACGCCACCUCGACCGCGCACACCUUCGCCCACUUGGCUCCUUUCACGAGAUACACCGCCAAGGUCUUCGCUCAAAAUGACGCCGGACGUUCGCCGUACUUCGCAGCUGUAAAUUUCACCACCGCCCCAUUCCGUAAGUGA